Messenger RNA from Brugia malayi, 831 nucleotides. RefSeq lists its product as uncharacterized. Bases 1 to 831 code for a protein of 276 amino acids. The record is from RefSeq and is a predicted model, not a curated record. Lineage: Eukaryota; Metazoa; Nematoda; Chromadorea; Rhabditida; Onchocercidae. Gene Ontology annotation, cellular component: nucleolus. Gene Ontology annotation, molecular function: RNA binding. The transcript is spliced from 6 exons.
AUGGAGGAAGCGAGUGUUGAAACUGAUUUACUGAUAGAAGCAGUCGAAGAUGAUGACAUGCCGGACUUGCUGGAAACGAUCCCUACACAUUUUGCUACCUUGCCUCAUCGAAUGGAAGACGAAGACAUCAUUCCAUCGGCAGAAGAGGGAUUUGAUGUGGUACGAAGGAGGAAAAGGAAUCGUGACAAUGUUGGAAUGAUAUCAGAAAAAUCUGAAAUUAUUGUUGCAAAACAAAUACACUACAAGAAACAUAGGGGUUUGACAAAUGUUGAAGUGCGCAAAGUCCCAGUGCCACCACAUCGGUAUUCACCACUAAAAGAGCACUGGUCAAAAAUUAUUUUGCCAAUCAUCAAGCAGUUACAUCUACAAAUAAGAUUCAACCUGAAAACACGAAAUGUGGAAAUUCGUGUAUCGAGUGAGACUGAGGAUCCUACACAUUUGCAAAAGAUUAGUUGCUUUUGUCUGAAAAUGGCUGAUUUUGUCCGCGCUUUUGUUUUGGGUUUCGAUGUUGAUGAUGCGGUAGCAUUAAUUAGACUGAAUCAUUUAUUCUUAGAAAGUUUCGAAAUUAAUGAUGUUAAGCCACUAAAAGGAGAGCAUUUGUCACGUGCUAUUGGACGAAUUGCUGGCAAAGAUGGUCGAACCAAAUUCACGAUUGAAAACAUAACUAAGACUCGUAUUGUGCUUGCCAACAGUAAAAUUCAUCUACUUGGUGCGUACCAAAAUAUUCGGAUAGCAAGGAAUGCAAUCUCUUCAUUGAUUAUGGGUAGCCCGCCAUCAAAAGUAUAUGGUAAUUUACGAAAUCUUGCAAAUCGAGCAAGUGAACGCUUGUGA